AUGGAUAUGAGUGAUGUUUUCCCAGAAGAAUGCAUAUCAGAAACCAUCUCCUUUACAUGUGCUAGAGAUGCAUGCAGAUUCUCAGUGGUGUCUACCGUCUUCAAAUCAGCUGCGGACUCGGAUGCCGUGUGGGAGAAGUUUUUGCCGUCUGAUUACCGGGAGAUCAUCUCCGGUUCGGCCUCGCCGUUGUUGCUUACUACAAACGUGUCCAAGAAGGAUCUUUAUCUUCAUCUUUGCCAUAACCCCAUCAUCAUCAACAAUGGUACUAUGAGCUUUGCAAUAGAAAAAGAGAGCGGAAAAAAGUGUUACAUGGUUGGGGUAAGAGGGCUUUCUUUUUCGUGCGGAGACUCUCAAUGUUGGAAGUGGUCGUCCCUACAAGAAUCUAGGUUUUGUAAAGUGGCUGAACUCAAUUAUGUGUGGUGGCUUGAUGUGAAGGGAAAAAUCGAUACCAAAAUUUUGUCUCCCAAAACCAACUAUGGAGCUUACCUUGUGUUUAAGCUGACUGAAUCUACAUCCGGUUUUAGAACAAGACCUGUGAAAUUAGGUGUGUAUUUAGAAGGAAUAGAUAAUGGGGAGAGGCGCAAUGUGUAUUUAGAUCCUCCGAGAAAUACGCCAAAACUAUCUCAAAAGAGAGGAGAUGGAUGGAUGGAGAUUGAGAUGGGUGAGUUCUUCAAUGAAAAUGGUGAUAAUGGAAUGUUGAUUUGUAGUGUUUUUUAUUUCAAGGGAUUGCACACUAAGCGUGGCCUUAUUGUUGAAGGAAUUGAGCUCCGGCCUAAAGAUGGAAAAUAAUAUUAAUUAUG
Molecule: messenger RNA, 800 nt
Organism: Pistacia vera
Lineage: Eukaryota; Viridiplantae; Streptophyta; Magnoliopsida; Sapindales; Anacardiaceae
Product: F-box protein At2g02240-like
Exons: 3
Coding region: 1-789 (262 amino acids)
Molecular function (GO): protein binding
Source: RefSeq, a predicted model, not a curated record